Molecule: messenger RNA, 2046 nt
Organism: Psilocybe cubensis
Lineage: Eukaryota; Fungi; Basidiomycota; Agaricomycetes; Agaricales; Agrocybaceae
Exons: 6
Coding region: 1-2046 (681 amino acids)
Biological process (GO): mRNA cis splicing, via spliceosome
Cellular component (GO): precatalytic spliceosome
Molecular function (GO): nucleic acid binding
Source: RefSeq, a predicted model, not a curated record
AUGUCGAGCAGAGCCGGAGGCCUCUACGGCGGAAUCCAGUUCUCGUCUGGCUCUGUAUUCAACUCUACCGUCCCCUCCUCUGCUGAACCUUCUAAAUCACCUUCGAUUGAACCACCGAAACCACCAACUACCGAAACAGCAACCAAAGACGCUCAAAAUGCAACUGCCGCCGGUGCCCCACCCACCACCUCAGCAGCACCGCCAACGAUGACAACAGCGCCAUCGGCAGGAGCAGCAGCCUCCGGAAAACCCACAGCUGCUUGGUCCGCCGCGCUUGCGUUUGCGCCCGUGCGCAGGAACCAGGCGGCCAAGGCGAAGCCGGCGGUGAACAGGCUCCCCGCGGGCGCUGCGGUGUUGCCCGCCGCGGCGGUCGCGGGGCUGUCGUCCACCGCUGUGGUGUUCGCGCCGCCUGUGCUCGUGGACGCCAAUGCGACUUCGACUGCGACUGCGACUUCGACGACCGCUGCGACUGCGCCGUCCCAGGAAUCUACGACUGCCACCACUGGCACGCAGGGAUGGGGCAGGAAGGUCAAGCCGCCGUCAAUGAUCCUCGACGAGGACGUGAAUGGAUUCAAGAAUAAUAAUCAGGGGCAAAAGAAGAAGUCGGGCAAGUCGAAGGGGAAAAAGAAUAAGAAUGCACCAGCGUUUCCGACGUGGGAUCCGAUGGAAUUGUACGACCCCAUGCGCCCGAACGAUUAUAAUGAGUAUAAGAUGUGGAGGACCAAAGAGCGCAUUGAUAGGCGCGAGCGUAUGGCGGAGCAGCGCAGGCAGGAAGAGAGGAAGAGGUCCAGGCGAAGCGCUAGCUAUUCGGACUCUGAAUAUAGUGGCUCAGACGACGACGAGCGACCUCGUAAAUCAGGCAAAUACGAUACCUAUGACCGCUGGUCUAGAGGUCGUGCUGAAUCCGCUCAUGAUGCCCCAGCUCAUGAGUCUGCCCCCGUCGUAAUCGACAGGGCUUUAACAGGCGACGAAGCCUUCCAGCGCCGACUCGCCAUGUCUGCUGCAGCAGCCCGUCCUCGCUCACCACCUCCAUCCGUCUCCCCUGCUGCAGCUCCCUCAAGGCCCCUUGACUACGAGCCACCACACCCACCACCCCAGGCAGAAACAGGGGAAGAGGCAUACCUCCGCAGGCUGGCCAUGUCGACGAUGAGCCGUCAUAAUCCACCACAACCGGCGCCGCCGCCACCACCACCUGCUGCAGCCGUAUCCCCACCUGCACCUGUGGUCUCUCCCCCUCAGCAGGAACGUCCGCGCUCUGUAUCGCCUCCUGCGCUCGCGUAUAACCCGUUCGCGCCCCCGUCUGUUCCUCCACCUCCGCCUCCGGGUGGUCCGGGUGCUAUCCCCAACGCGUUCGAGGAAAGGGUCAAGGCGGCUGCGGCUAUCGCUGCGAAACUCAGUGCGCUAGCCGCAACUGCCGGCGCGUCGUCGUCGUCUUCAUCCCCCGCUCCUCCUCCUCCCGCUGCAGAAGAACCUGUCGAGGAGAAAAAACCGGAUCCUCAUGGUUUCGCAGCACGGCUUAUGGCUAAAUGGGGCCACAAAGAGGGGCAAGGGCUCGGUGCUGGUGCAGAUGGAAUCGUCAACGCUCUUGUCGUCGAGCAAGUCGGCAGCAGCAAGUCAGGCAAGGGUAAAAACAAUGGGCCCCCGGGUAAAGGCAUCGGUGUGGGCUCGAAGAUGGGCAAGAUUAUCAAUAAUAACGAAGAUGCGAAGACGAGGGAGGAUAAAGAGCGCUUUGGAGAGCCCAGUCGGGUUGUGGUGCUCACUAAUAUGGUUGGGCCGGAGGAUGUUGAUGAUGAGGAUUUGCGCGAAGAAAUUGGUGAUGAGUGCUCCAAGAACGGAACGGUUGAGUGGGUGAUAGUGCACGCUGUCCACCCGCCUCCAGCAAAUCCUGAAGAUGCCGUCCGCAUUUUCGUUUUGUUUGCAGGACCAGUGGGUGCUUGGAAGACCGUCCGCGAGCUCGACGGCCGGUACUUUGGAGGACGCUCCGUGCGCGCACGAUACUUCCCCGAACAGUCCUUUUCACGCUAUGAUCUCGAUCGUGCGUUAUAG